AUGUCCAACCUCUUCUCGGGAAUAAACGCCCGCUUCCGUGGCGGGUCCAGCAAACCCCCCGGCCAGCAAAAGAGCCCGUCUCCGUCGACGGCCGGCCCGCCAGCAGCGCCUUCGCCCGACAAUCUCUCACAGGCCAGCCAGUCCUCCACAAACCUCGCUCCCAAGGUCCCGCCGCUGCCAAACUCCCCGUCGCUCGCCCAGACCAUCGGCAUGGACGAGUCUAGCGGCGUCAUGUCGAGUGGCGACGACAUCAUCAACUCGUACCACCUCCCUCGACCCCUCCCCCUCUGGGUCAACGGACAGUAUAUCAAGCACAUUGUCAAGGGCAACUUUAUGACCCUCAGCGCCCGGCCAAAGACGGUUGAGCAGGGCGAGUGGAUCGCGCAUCAGAUCGUCGAACAUUACCGCAAUCUCUGGAACUUUGUCCGCGUCGUCCAUGAAAAGGAGGACAAUGGGACGUCCAUCUGCAAUGCCACGAGUUGCCCGCGCAUGUCGGCAGGGGGCAACCACUCCUUCACUUGGCUCAACAAGGACAGGGAGCCCGUCGAGCUGCCUGCUUACGAGUACAUGACGCUGAUGCAGCGGUGGAUCUCGGGCAAGAUUGACGACACCAACAUCUUCCCGACCGAUGCCACUGGAGUGUCUUAUGCCCACAAUCCGGCCAUCACGACGACGCCCCUUUCCCAGCUGUCGAACCCCGGUGACCCAGAGUGGAUCGGCAAGCGGUCCGGCUUCCCUGAGAAGUUCAUCGAUGUGUGCCAGAUGAUCUUUCGCCAGAUGUUCCGCGUCUACGCUCACCUUUACUGGGCCCAUUUCACGGAGCCCUUCUACCACCUCAACCUCGAGAAGCAACUCAACAGCUGCUUCUCCCACUUCGUGCUGACCGCCACCGCGCUCGACAUGCUCAGGGCGCAGGAGCUUGAGCCCAUGCAGCCCCUCCUCGACAUCUGGGCAGCCAAUGGCACGUUUCCGCCCGAGUCCAAGGCCUACGAAUACGCCAAUCUGCGCGCCGGCGAGCGACUGCUUGAGAUGGCUGGAGUCGACCUGGAGAGCCGGUAA
Messenger RNA from Purpureocillium lilacinum, 1059 nucleotides. RefSeq lists its product as uncharacterized. Gene Ontology annotation, cellular component: cytoplasm; nucleus. The record is from RefSeq and is a predicted model, not a curated record. Gene Ontology annotation, biological process: cell division; positive regulation of protein phosphorylation; signal transduction. Gene Ontology annotation, molecular function: protein kinase activator activity. NCBI's taxonomy places the organism in Eukaryota, Fungi, Ascomycota, Sordariomycetes, Hypocreales, Ophiocordycipitaceae.